UUAGUCUCUGAAUUCAGAAUAAACGAUCUUGGUUGUUAGUUGCCCUAACUUCCAGAGCUAGCUUGUAUACAUUUAUGUUCAUAAUCAAAUUGCAAUUUUGCAAUGAAUUUAUUCAUCUCUACCUGUUUGCUUAUUUUACUCAUUGAUAACAACGUGACCAAUGGACGUGCAAUAGGCUCCAUCGACGAGCCAAGAAAACGUAUAGUCAAUGGCCAGGAUGCCCAACUUUUUGAUAUCCCAUCUCAAGUAGCCCUCAUGAGAAAGUUUGAUGGUGUUUGGGAUCGAUGGUGUGGAGCUGUUUUGAUCGCUUGGAAUAAGGUUCUUACAGCCGCCCACUGUGUGGAUGACAGUUUGCCCAGUGACAUCCGGGCAGUGGUUGGGUUCUUAAACUAUAACGAACCACUAACUGGUUACGAACAAAUUGCCUCGAUCUCAGAAAUAAACGUGCAUGAGAACGACCGGACCAUACUUAAUUUAAACGUGUACGACAUUGCUGUACUGACACUGGCCACUCCAGUCGUACCCAGCAUACACGUGAAGGUUGCCAGACUGGCAGAUAAAAGUGAGAGUUAUGUCAACACGACCUGUAUCAUUAGUGGCUGGGGCUACACUAACAAGACUUUAAUGGCACGGCCAAACGGGCUCCAGAAAGCGGUAACAAUGAUUAUCUCCAAUACAGAGUGCAAAAUGGAAUGGCCACAAUUUGCUGACGCACUGGAUGAAGAAUUAUUUCUUUGCGUCCAUAACGAGAAAGGUAAGUCAGAUCAACCUACCAGCAUUUGUGCAGGAGACAGUGGCGGCCCUUUGUUGUGCGGGCCUAAUAAUGACAUACUCGUGGGAACUGCAGUUAGUAAUGAGGGAAAAUGCAAAGGUCUAUUUCCUCAAUUUUUCACAAAUGUCGCAGCGUAUAAAGACUGGCUGGCAGACAGAUUGUAAAGCUUGUUUCUUUUUGAGACUUUCUUUGAUGCCAUCACAAAAUAACAAAUAAAACAGAAAAUAUAAUUUGCC
Biomphalaria glabrata is the source of this 1008-nucleotide messenger RNA. RefSeq names its product fibrinolytic enzyme, isozyme C-like. Gene Ontology annotation, biological process: proteolysis. The transcript has 6 exons. The record is from RefSeq and is a predicted model, not a curated record. The coding region runs from base 103 to 936 and encodes 277 amino acids. Gene Ontology annotation, molecular function: serine-type endopeptidase activity. NCBI's taxonomy places the organism in Eukaryota, Metazoa, Mollusca, Gastropoda, Planorbidae.